UUUAGUUCAUUUCACAACAUAUAUAUUAGGAUACUAAAAGACUAAUUUUCUUCUCAUACAUUGUGUUAAGAAACUGAAAUUUUCUUGGAUAAUAUGAUGGAACUUCAAUUGGGGCUUGCUUUAUGUAGCAAUUCAGCAAAAGGGUGUAAUUUUGAUGACGUAAAAAUUGAGUCUUUGAGUGGAAAUUUCAAGUUGAACAACACCAAGAAAUGUAGCUCGAGUCAAGUUUUUGAUGUUGUAGAUGAAAAUGUUCAAGUUCUUCAAACUUUGCCUUUGCUUGUUUGGGACAAAGCUAAUGAUCACAAUGAACCUCAAAGAAAGGAUGGGGAUGAAGAAGGGGUGGUGGGGUGGCCACCGGUUAAUUCUUUGAGGAAGAAGCUCUGCCACCAUAUCCGCCGUACCGGCGGUGCAAUGAACUAUGUCACGGUGGAGAACGGCGGCGGUGGCGGUGGCAGUGGUGGUGGUGGCAGAAGAUCAAAUUCUAAGUACGUGAAAGUGAAAAUGGAAGGAGUUGGAAUAGCAAGAAAGAUUGACUUGAGUCUUUUUCAAUCUUAUGGGACACUCACUGACACCUUAAUUGCCAUGUUUGGAAAAAGUAAAGAAAAUGGUGAUACUUAUGAACUUACUUAUCAAGAUAACGAAGGUGAUUGGCUUCUUGCUGGUGAUGUACCCUGGAGAACUUUUGUCGUGUCAGUGCAGCGGCUAAAAUUGGUUAGAGAUGAAGAUUAUUGAUUAAUGGAACUACCUAAUGGAAUAUCUUAAUCUUCUCUUCCCUAUUUCUUUUAAUCUUUUAUGUUCUCUCUUUUACCUUUUGAUGUCUAGAAAAAUGUAUCUCAAAUAGAAUUUUUGACUAUUUUGUGUAGAUAUUUUGAAGAACUAUCUUAUGACGUACUCUUAAGUUCAACAAAAUCAAAAAAAAAGAGAGAAAUAGAUAUAGUCUAUGAUAGAAAUGCUAGACAGUUUUUCCCCAAAGAGAUAUUUUUUGCAGACAUUAACUUGUUUUA
Molecule: messenger RNA, 1004 nt
Organism: Nicotiana tabacum (common tobacco)
Lineage: Eukaryota; Viridiplantae; Streptophyta; Magnoliopsida; Solanales; Solanaceae
Product: auxin-responsive protein IAA5
Biological process (GO): regulation of DNA-templated transcription
Cellular component (GO): nucleus
Source: RefSeq, a predicted model, not a curated record